UAAAUUACAGUAAGCUGUAAGCUAAGUGUUUAAACCAGGCCACCAUUUUCAAGAGCUAAUUAAUGAUGGCCACCACCAUGGUAAUUAAAACAGCUUUAUUCACCAUCUUGCUGUUUUACAUGUGCAGCACCUCAGCCGAAGCUGGGCCUGCUGCAGCUGGAGUUUGCUAUGCAGGCUGCGCCGCAGUUACAGUGGCUUGUUUUGCAGCUGCUGGAUUUACAUUCGGAACUGUUCCAGGAGCUGUUAUCGCAGCAACUCCAGCAUUAGCCGCGUGUAACGCGGCUUUUGGAGUAUGUGAAGCUGCCUGUAUGGCUGCUUUAUUCAUGCCAACACCGUAAAAAUUUCAAUACCUAUACUUACUUUGUAUCUAAUGAAUUAAUCACAAUUGAAUUGUCAAUUUUCAAGGAAUAAAUGCAUCUAUAUUAUAUUGUAUUAUGUACUUGUUUGUGUUUUAUUUUUUUUUUUGAAAUAACUUAUCGAGUUAUAGGUACAUACUUACGUACUAUUCACAAGAUAAGUAAGUAGGUACCUACCUAC
Ceutorhynchus assimilis (cabbage seed weevil) is the source of this 537-nucleotide messenger RNA. Lineage: Eukaryota; Metazoa; Arthropoda; Insecta; Coleoptera; Curculionidae. The record is from the annotation of a GenBank genome assembly.